Urocitellus parryii (Arctic ground squirrel) is the source of this 930-nucleotide messenger RNA. Its product is annotated as olfactory receptor 2A2-like. The record is from RefSeq and is a predicted model, not a curated record. Gene Ontology annotation, molecular function: G protein-coupled receptor activity; olfactory receptor activity. Gene Ontology annotation, biological process: G protein-coupled receptor signaling pathway. Gene Ontology annotation, cellular component: membrane. Lineage: Eukaryota; Metazoa; Chordata; Mammalia; Rodentia; Sciuridae.
AUGGGAGGCAACCAGUCAUGGGUCACAGAAUUCAUCUUGGUGGGAUUCCAGCUCAGAGCAGAGAUGGAGGUGUUCCUCUUCUGGGUCUUCUCCCUGUUGUACAUCUUCAGCCUGCUGGCCAACGGCAUGAUCUUGGGACUCAUUUGCCUGGACCCGAGACUGCACACCCCCAUGUACUUCUUCCUCUCACACCUGGCUGUCCUUGACAUGUCUUAUGCUUCUAACAAUGUCCCCAAGAUGCUGGCAAACCUCAUGAACCAAAGAAGAACUAUUUCCUUUGUUCCAUGCAUAAUGCAGACAUUCCUAUACUUGGCUUUGGCUGCUACGGAGUGCUUGAUAUUGGUGGCCAUGUMCUAUGAUCGGUAUGUGGCCAUCUGUCAUCCCUUACAUUAUGCUGUCAUCAUGAGCUGGAGAGUGUGUACGGCCCUGGCUGUCACUUCCUGGUCCUGUGGAUUUAUCCUCUCCCUGGUACAUGCCGUGCUCCUCCUGAGGCUGCCCUUCUGUGGGCCUCGGGAAGUGAACCACCUGUUCUGUGAGAUCCUCUCUGUCCUCAAGCUGGCCUGUGCUGACCCCUGGAUUAACCAAGUGGUCCUCCUUGCAGCCAGUGUUUUUGUCUUAGUGGGGCCUCUGUGCUUAAUGCUGGUGUCCUACACGCGCAUCCUGCUGGCCAUCCUGAGGAUCCAGUCAGGGGAGGGCCGCAGAAAGGCCUUCUCCACCUGCUCCUCCCACCUCUGUGUGGUGGGGCUCUUCUUCGGUAUAGCCAUGGUGGUUUACAUGGUCCCAGACUCCAGUCAGCGAGAGGAGCAGGAGAAAAGGCUGUCGCUCUUUCACAGUCUCUUUAACCCAGUGCUGAAUCCCCUUAUCUACAGCCUGAGGAACUCCCAGGUGAAGGAUGCCCUCCGCAGAGCCUUGCAGAAGAGGUCCAUGUGA